Trichobilharzia szidati is the source of this 6221-nucleotide messenger RNA. The record is from the annotation of a GenBank genome assembly. Lineage: Eukaryota; Metazoa; Platyhelminthes; Trematoda; Strigeidida; Schistosomatidae.
GAGACGGACAAACGGACAAACCUUAUUUUUAAUGUAUUGUUGUUGUUAGGCAAAUCACAUUAUGAGAUGGAUGAUUGGAUGCUCUAGUCGGUGGAAAUUAUAUUGCUAUUGCUAAUAUUAUUGUUAUUAUGUGGAGAAAAAAAAUUUUCUAACACAAAGGAAGAAAACACGGAAAAUUUUUAUUUCAAUCUUUGUUUUUGGGGAAAUAAUGAUGAAAAUACGAAUAAUAAUAAUAAAAAUGUCAACGAAAACAGCGACAGCUAUUAUUCAGCCUCCUAUGAACUCAUUAUUUUUCACUACUACUAGUGCUGCUUCUAAUACAUCUGGAUAUACCACAGAUAUGCCAUUCAUCAUAAGAGAGAAUUCACUUUAAAAUCUGGUAAUCUCUCUCCCUAUAUGAAAUGUACUCAUCCGAUCGCAGAAGAACUCACACUACAAAGCCUAUAUCAAUCAUUGUCUAAAUACUAAAUAUUUUGUAAGAAAGAAAAAAGCAACGAAAAAAAAGAAAGUAGCAGCCUUCGACAUACCUUUGUAUUAUUCUGAAAGAAUAGAAAAUCAAAUGUGAUUAACCUCUCCAUGUAGCACGAUUCUUAUUGAUCUCAAGUAGAAACGUGUUGUACUAAAACUAUAAAAAGAAACCAAACCAAAAAAAAUCGAUAAAGUCAUUUGGAACUUGGAGAAUGUGGAUAGUUUGUUGUCGUAAACAACAAGACACCGCUGAUGAUACUACUACAACUACUACUAAAGGGAAUAAAUCGAAGGAUAAAUCGAAACACCGUAAACAGAAAUACUCACGUGGACAUAAUUCUGAUAAAACUGACCUGGAGAACAGUAAUAAUAAUAAUAAUAACAAAAAUAAUAAUAAUGAAAAUAAUGAUACUGGCAGCAGUAAUAUUGAUACAAAACUACGCAAAGAUUCACACGACAGUUCAAUUAAUGGAUGUUAUCCUAGACAAGAGAGACGAAGUCUACCAGACGUUGUAAUCCCUUCAACUCAUUUAAUCCCAUGCUCAAAUGCUUUCCCAUCAAAUCAAAGGCCUAGUCUACACAUUGAUUAUGAAACUGGCCGUAGACCAACAAUUAUGGUGGAGACUACAGCAAAAUUAGCGGAAUCUGAAUCCACUGGUCUUGAUGAUCACUACUCAUCUAGUCUUUUUAAUAAAACUUUUCUAACCAAUGAUUUAAAGGCGAAAAACGAAGCAACAGACAGUGUAUUAAACAAGCGUAGAGCACACAGCCUUAUUCCAACAUAUUGUGAAAAAGACCUCCAGGAAACUGGUAAUAUACGUCAAUCAAGAAAGUCAGAAGUUGUACGAAGUGUAGAUGAUGGAAAGAAAACUCCAUUCAAGAAACGUCUUAGUCUAUUAAAAGUCAAGCCAUUGAAACGUUUCCGUAAAUCAAAAGAAAACAUUCUCUCAGUGGAUGUACAAAAGCCAUACAUAGAAGAGGGUAAAACAAACCUGCUGUUAACAACAACUCCCGAUACACGAUUUGUAUUUAAAGCGAAAUCCUCAUUCCGACGUAUUAAACACUCAAGGUUAUUUUCCCCGGCUAAAUCAUCCCAUGAGAAUAUAUUAAUCUCUAAGGAUGCUAAUACUACUUCUAUGAAUAAUACUACUAAUAAUAAUAAUGAGAGUUUUUCUGAACGAUCAGAGGAUAGUUUAGGUCAGCUGCCUACACCAAGAAAUUCAAUGUUAAAACGUAUCAGUCCACGUGGUACUGAUGCUUAUACAGAUCCUAGAAAGCGUAAUUUUCUUGAUAAUAUUCAGCAUAACCCGAAUUCAAGAAAUGCUGUACUAAGACGUGGUUCUCUUUGUAUUUUUAGUCAGGUCGAUGAACCGAUUGUAACACCAUUUGCACAAAUUUUGGCUAGUUUAAGAAAAGUUCGCACAAAUUUUAUCCUGUUAACAAAUGUAACAAGUACUCGAGAUUCACGAUUUGGUGCUGUUCAACCAAUGCAGGCAAUCGAAGAUGGUAACAACUCAUCAUCCUAUUCAGAACUCAAAAUUGGUUCUUCUGGACAGGCAAAAGUGACAGCUACUGAAACUCUAGAGGAACUUGAAUGGUGUUUAGAAAGACUGGAAAAUAUACAGACUCACCGAUCCGUCAGUGAUAUGGCAUCAAGUAAAUUUAAAAAGAUGUUGAACAAAGAAUUGAGUCAAUUCGCUGAUGGUGGUCAAAGCGGCAAACAAAUAUCAGAAUAUAUCUUUUCAACAUUUUUAGACUCUAAAGAAAACGAUCCGCUGAAUAGUCCUUCAUCCAUGAUAACAACUACACCGCACAGUAGUGGUGGAAGCAAUACACACGGUGUAUGCAAUAACAAUAAUAACAGCAAUAACUCAGAAAUGACGACAUGUUCCUCUUCACCUGCUACAAAGAAAUUAGACUCAUCUGGGAUACAUAUUGCAACAAGACCUAUUGAAUUGGAUCAUGUAAUUCCCGCGGUGACUACACUUCCUCACUCAACAACAGCAACAACAACAAAUAUUACUGAUGGGCAUACAACAAAUAACAGUCUGUCUACCUCAGUGGGUACAAUAUCUGGAUCUACUUCAGUGGUCAAUUGUUCAUCAUUAUCAACGACGGUAUCUCCGCUAGCAUCAUUAUCAGUUGCAUCAUCAGGAAUUGAUGAAAUUAGGAGUAGCAGUGGAGAUGAUAAAAGUACUGGGAAAUAUCAAUGGCAUACUUCUGAGAGUAAUAAUAAUCCUUCUAUUUUCGUCCCUACACCCAGUCCUUCUGUUCAUUUUCAUAAUCAGCAUAAUCAACAUCAACACCAACAUCAUCAUUAUCAUCACGAACACUCUAGUGAGAAUAAUUUGCCAACUUCAAUUGUACCGUAUAUAAUGAAUUCGAAAAAUCCUGCUAGACUUGAAGAACUGUUGCAAAAUUCACUCGAUCUAUGGGGGAUUGAUAUUUUUGAAAUUGACCAGCUAACAACACAUCCUCUCACUUGUAUAUUUUUCAAUAUUGUACAGAAAAGAAAUCUUUUACAACGAUUUUCUAUACCUGAACGUAAUUUAAUUUUAUAUAUGAAUGCUGUAGAAGCAAAAUACAAUGACAAUCCAUAUCAUAAUUGUAUUCAUGCAGCUGAUGUUGUCCAAUCAACACAUAUACUGUUAAAUGCUCAGUCAUUAGAGUCGGUUUUUACAGAUUUAGAAAUUUUUACCGUCCUGUUUGCUUGUGCUAUUCAUGAUGUUGGGCAUCCAGGCGUUACAAAUCAAUAUUUAAUCAAUACAAAUGACAAACUGGCAAUUUUAUACAACGAUUCAUCUGUACUCGAGAAUCAUCAUUUAGCUAUUGCAUUUUCCCUACUCGGUCAACCGGGUCAUGAUGUUUUUGAGAAUUUUCCAAGGAAACAACGACUCAGUUCUAGACGUAUGAUUAUUGAUAUGGUUUUAGCUACAGAUAUGUCAAAGCAUAUGAGUUUACUGGCUGAUUUAAAAACAAUGGUUGAAACAAAGAAAGUGGCUGGAUCUAGUAUUCUCACACUGGAAAGUUAUAUUGAUAGAAUGCAGAUUUUACAAAAUAUGGUACAUUGUGCUGAUUUAAGCAAUCCAGCUAAACCAUUAGAUUUGUAUAGACAAUGGACAGGUCGUGUUAUGGAAGAACUUUUCCGUCAAGGGGAUAAAGAACGUGAAUUAGGCAUUGAUAUUAGUCCAAUAUGUGAUAGAAAUACAGCGACUAUAGAAAAAUCACAGGUGAGUUUCAUCGAUUACAUUGUUCAUCCAUUAUGGGAAACCUGGUCCGAUCUAGUAUAUCCAGAUGCACAAAAUAUCCUUGAAACACUAGAAGACAAUCGUGAAUGGUAUUUCAGUCAAAUUAAUGAAACCAACAACGGUGAUAUGGAUAAUAAUGAUAAUGAUGAUCAUGAUGAUGAUAAUAAUAAUAAUACUAAUGAUAAAAAUAAUCCUAAUACUGCUACUACAGAGAAUGAAGAAUAAACCCGUGCGACCAAAAUGAGGAGAACUACAAAUUAUGAUUAACCAUAAUCAAGCUGGAAAAUUGCCAAAUGUCAUCCACACAUACAUACAUACAUACAUAAACAUACCUAAUGAGAAUGUGAUAUAUAUAUAUAUAUAUACGCAUUCUCUGUAUUUAUGUAUUUCUCAAAAAGUGUUUCACGUGUGUCCAUGUGUGCCCGUGUGCGUGCGUUAAUUUGCAUUUCAAUUGGUUUGAUUUUAUUUGAUUUCCAAAAACACUAGCUACAGUCAAACAGACAGGGAUAUGCAAUGCAUAACUGUGAAUUGAAUUAACAUUUCUCUGGUAUUAUCAUUAUUACCACUACUCUUAUUAUUAUGAUUAUUAUGCAUCCAAUUCUAUCAAUAAUAAUAAUGAUAAUAAACUUAAAGUACUGUUCAAAGUAAUCCCUAUGAAUUUUGUUUUCUCCAUACGUUUUGAAAUUGUCAGUCCAAUGGGGUAUUCAUUUCUCCACCCCACUCCACCCUACCGUAACUCAACCCCGUCUUCCCAACUUGUUCCGUACACGUCUGCUGUAUGCAAUCCUUUCUUUUUGUCAUUUCCUGUGAACAAUUAACUGGUUUUAUCCCUCCCCUUUGUCCCUCUCUCUCUCUCUGUUUGUCAACUUUAAAAAUCAAUAAUAUGUAUGUAUUACAUCAUAGGAUGAUGCUGACAAUUAUUUGAGUUUUUGAUGUGGAGUAAGCAUAAAAAAGACAAACUGUUUAUAAGCUUAUUAUGUAUCUAUCAGUCAAGUAAUCUAUGCAUAUAUUUAUACAUAUAUAUAUAUAUUUAUAUACAUACAAAUAUGUGCUUGCUCAAUUUCUGCAUUUCUCUUACUGUGAAACCCACGCACUCACCCACUCCAGGCCGCCACUGCCACCGCAAUAUGGAGGAAUAUUGUAAUCACAUACAAACAUAAGGGAUCUUUAUUUCUCUCCCUACACUUUACACUUUACAAAUAAAAAACAGUUUGAUCCUAGAGUCUUCCCAUGACAAUGAUCAUUUAUUCUUUCUGGUAUCACAUUUAUUUCUGUUACUAGACAGUACAAAUUGACUCUCUGAAAAUUUGAUUUUCUUCUCUUCUCUUCUCUUUCUUGUGAUAUGUUGUAUCAUUCUUUCUUAUUUUCUAAAUUUUUUGGUUCAUAUUGCCUAGUACACACACACACUGUUUUUGACUACUUAUAUACAUUUGUUUGUAAGUAGUAAAUGAGUGAGUGGGUGGGUGAGUGAGUGAGUGAAUGAUCGAAUAUAUAUCUAUGUAUAUUACCCUUAUUAUGAUGAAGCUUGUAUAAACUGAGAAACAGGCGGUCGGUCAUAUAUUGGAUAUGAUCCAAUGAUCAACAACGGCAACAACAACCACAACAACUAGAUAAUGCUGUUUAGUGUUCUACUUCAACCCUUGUCUUAAAUAAAUUAUCAGUUAACUAAGGAACUAACUAACUAGCUAUAGCAGCUGAUUAUGAAAUAUUAAUCAAUCAUUAAUCAAUCAGUCAAUCAAUCAAUAAAUCAAUCAGUCAUACAAUAUUAUACAGUGAGUAUACAAUCACACACAUGCACACAUACAACGAAAACUGAAAUGGUCCUUCUGCCAAUAAAAAAUGGUGUAUAUCACUGUCUGCUGCUUUGUUUACUCUCCCACCUUAAAUUUCUCCUCAUCACACUGUUGUUGUUAUUGCUGCUGCUGCUGUAGUAGUCGUAGUUGUUGUUGUUGUUACUGCUGUUUUUGUUGUUGAUGAUUUUUUUUCUCUUUAUUUAUUCGUUUCUUUGUUUGUUUUUCAUACACACAAACAAAUGAACGAAUCAAUGAAAAUGUAAUAAUAAUGCAGAAAUAAGUCAUAAAUAAAGACAAUAUUGAAUCAUAUAUAGAAGCAGUAAAAGUGAAGCAUAUAUAUACAUAUAUAUAUAUAUAUAUAUACAUUAGUAAACAAUAAGAAAAAGGAAAAAUCAAUAACAACAGACUUUUUGUCAUCAUCAUCAGCAUCUUUAUCCUCAUCUACAUCAUCUCUUGCUCCCUCUGCCUCUCUCUCCUUGUCCUUCUCUUUAUAUCUUUCCCCCUUUCCCUUUCUCUCUCUGCCUCCAUUUCUAUUGUAUUUGUUUGUUAAUAAUAAUAAUCAUUUAUUAAAAUGAUGAUGAAACAGCUGUCCUGAAUUUAUUGAUUUUUUGUUUCGUUUUGUUUUGUUUAUUUGUUUUUUUUGUUUCUUCCCCUCAUCCCCAACUGCCACCCUCCCCCCACCCCCAAAAAGAAACAUAAUAUAACAGAACAG